Molecule: messenger RNA, 1691 nt
Organism: Rhodotorula graminis WP1
Lineage: Eukaryota; Fungi; Basidiomycota; Microbotryomycetes; Sporidiobolales; Sporidiobolaceae
Exons: 5
Coding region: 1-1518 (505 amino acids)
Source: RefSeq, a predicted model, not a curated record
AUGGCUCAAACCCCUCCUCCUCCCACCGCCGACCCGGCGAUCUCUGACGCCGCCGUCGCCGACACCGACGUCCAGGCGCAGAGCACCCCUGCGUGGACGGCCACGUACGACGGCAUCGCCGCCAAGCUCCCCAACGCCGUCUCGUCGAGGCUGCCGUCCUCGUCUGCCGCCGCCACCGCCGUCGCGACUGCCCAGGACCAGCUGUCGACCUUCGGCAAGUCGUCCAAGCAGCGCUUCAACGAGAUGAGCCGGACCGCGAGCCAAAAGGCCGGCCAGAUGUCGCAGUCGAGCAAGGACCAGUGGCUCGCCAAGGCGUGGUCCGUCACCAACGAGACCCAGAUCCCGCUCAACGUCGCCCUCUGCCAAGUCGGUCCGCUCUACUACGAGGUGCUCGCGCCCGAGUCCACUUUCGAGCGUCGUGUCCCCAACCUGUGGUUCAGCCUCGAGGUCCGCCCCUACACGGCCCCGUCGACCGCCUACAACGCCUGGUCGACGACCUGGCCCGUCCUCGCCGUCACCGGCCCGGCCGUCGCCGUCACGUCGCUCCUCGCCAUCCCGUUCGUCGCCGUCGCGGCCGGCGGCACCGCCCUCGCGUCACUCACGUCGAUCGGGAGCAGCAUCGCGAGCGGCGCCGCCGGCGCCGCCGAGAGCGCCGCCGCGACCGCUGCGGCGGCGGCGGGCUUUGCGGCCAAGGCGAGCCGCGUUCCUGGCGCGGGCAAGGUCAAGGGCAAGCUCGCCGAUGCCGCCAAGGACCUCGUUGGCGAGCGCCUGACGCCCGACAAGGUCCAGCAGCACGUCGUGCGGUACCUCGCUCGGGCCGGCGGAGCGGGCGCGGCCGAGGGCGGCGCGGCAGCGGCGGGCGAGGGUCCGCACCUCAUCGAGGGCGAGUCGGAGGCGGCCAAGGUGCGGCGCGUCAAGAAGGAGAAGAAGCUCGAGGAGGUCGACGUCACCGGGCACGACCUCGAGAAGGUGCUCAAGUGCGAGACGGGCCACGCCGCGACGGACAAGGCUCUCGCCAAGGCGUUCAAGCGCUUGUCGUUCAAGACCAAGUUCAACGAGUACCGCACCGCGGACAACCCGGUCCUGCGCAUCGCCGGCGGCCCCGAGCUCGAGACGCGCACGGCCGCCCCGACCUUCUUCCACCCCGACCCUGUCCCUCGCCAGAUCCUCGUCUUCUACCCAUUCGUCCUCCUCCACUCGACCUCGAUCAGCGCACAGCCGCUCGACACGGACGAGGCGCCCCUCACCGAGGACGAGCACCGCGUCAUGAGCGAGGCGAGAGUCGUCGAGAGCUACGAGGAGGCCGAGAAGGUGACGCAGAAGGCGCCGACGGGUGCGGCGGCUGAGUCGGCGGCGGGGUCAAGCGGGGAGGGAGCGGCUGUCGGCGUCGAGGACAAGGAGGCGGCCGAGGCGCAGGUCGACAAGGCGGUCGAGGAGGCCAAGGAGGAGGUCGCCGCGGGCGAGGCGGCUUCGGGCGAGGAGCAGGCGCCGGCCAAGAAGAAGGGCUGGCUCUGGUGAUCUCGCUGGAGCUCUCGAUGGCCUCGUUUGCCUGACGUUGCGCCAGAGGAGGUGCGAGGAGGGCGCGCCUCGAGCAUGUCGGCGUCGACUGUACCCUCGCCCUCGUCUGUUUUCACUUGUCGCGCCCCCUCUGUUGCUACUCUGCACUCUGUAAUACUCUGUCGUCUGUCCUU